GCUCUCGCAACUCUCUCCCUCUCCCCUGGUAUUUGCAUGUAUUUGUGGUGGUUUCCUCGGUCCAUCUUUCUUGCACUGCUGACUCUGGGCAGCUCCUUCAGCAGCAGCACCAGCUCGCACCAGUAGUUGGUGCUGAGCCGUCGAGCAAAGAGGUCGUUCGUCGGUGGACCCUGUCGUCGUCGUCGUCGUGGGUUUACUCUAGAGAUUGUGGUGGUGGUGUUCGUAGGGGGUGUAUCAUCGUUUUCGCUUCCUUCUGCGCUCCGUGUGACGAUGGAGCAAGAGUGAGACAGCUGAAAAACAAUAGCGAAAUCAGUACACGACCUGGUAGUCGUAGUGAGCUGUGGGGGUAAAAAAUUUGACGUAAGGAAAAUCGCGACGAAAAAAUCCGUAAAUUUUUUGGGUUCCAUCUUGGUUUGGAGUUACUGGACCCCUUGGAGGCAGCAGCGAGAGUUGGCCACUUCUUUCUGCCUCUCACUCUCUCAGAGAUUUCUCGCGCUCUUGUGCGCGCGCACGCACACACUCACGCAGUGUUGUUUUUGAUCUCCGUGCAGUAGUGUUUGUAGCGGCACCCUUUUUUCCCAGCUUCCUUUCCACAACACGCUACACAAGAAACCAGCGAGAAAGAGUCCAAAGAGGACCAGCGGAGAAAACGAAAGCAGAGGAAGAGAAGAAGAAAAAAGUCACUUGUCAAAGAAGAGAAAGUUGCACAAGCUACACUGGAUCAUAGCAGGCUCUGUGCAGUUUGUUAUUGAGUGAGUGUGUUCCAAGGAAAAUCCAGUUUUUCUACAAAUCACAGCCUGCUGUGUGUAACACACCUACCAGACAACACUGCUGAAGGAAGAAUAAGCAGAAGAAGAAGUAGCUGCUUUCAGUUGGAUUCAUUGAAGCGACUUGGAGUAUACUGCGGAGAGUGGGAGGUUGGGCAGCAGCAAAUAGAAUUCUUUCGUACGCUGCCACAUUUUGCAUUCCAUCUGUGUCGCGAACCUCCUCGUCCCCGUCUCGGACACGUCCCCUAGCGCUGCCAAGAACUCCUCCAGCUGUGAAGAAUUCAAGUGAAUUUGCUCCGUGUGUGCCAGAAUGUUGUGCUGAGCUUGUUUUCAAACAAAACCUGUGUCGCGCUCUCUCUGUGUUUAGUGCGCACACCCUCGGGUUGCUGGUGAGUGCGUGCACACUAACACAACCGCACAAACGGGGAGGCUUGCGCGUGUCCUGUUUUGUAUUGUUCUCGAAGAAAGUGUGCGUUGUGACCGUCGUCGUCAGUGAAAACAGAGAGAGAAGAAAGCAAACCUGCGAAUAUCUAAACAAAUCCUUUCCUUUUGGGAAUGACGAGUUGUCGGUGCUAGGCUGUCAGUGUCAGUUUUGACAGCUGUCAACAAAGUGUGAGUGAGGGGUGUGACAGUGCUUGUUUUCUGAAAAGGGGGUGUAAUUCAGGUGUCGCACACAAAGGGAUUACAUCAAUCAAUAUCGUGCUGCUGCUGGUGCAAUUUGCAUUGCACACACACAUACACGGGCACACACCAAUACUGACGCGCAGCAGCAGCAGUUCGUCAACAUCACGGGAGAAAUUGUAGAACGAGAGUGAGACGGAGAGGGAGAGCUCGGUGCAGAAGGAGAGAACGUGACAGCGAACCAGUUUUGGGAAUCUUUUCCUGCAGGCUGGGGAAAGAUGUCGUCCAAAAACAUACCUGCUGAUAAGAUCCGCACCGUGUACAUCUACGGGCAGCCGAUCAUCUCGCUGUACGUGGAACAGCAGGAACGGCUCUGUCUGGCGCAGAUCUCCAGCACUCUGCUGAAGGACUUUAGCUACAAUGAGAUCCACAACCGCCGGGUUGCUCUCGGGAUCACCUGCAUCCAGUGUACUCCGGUACAGCUGGAGAUCCUGCGCCGGGCCGGUGCCAUGCCCGCUUCAUCGCGUCGUUGCGGGAUGAUAACUCGACGCGAGGCAGAACGCCUCUGCAAGUCCUUCUUCGGCGAGUGUUCCCAGCCGGCCUUGCCGGAGGGAUUCCUGUUCAACGUGUUUCACGAGUGCGCCUGGGGAUGCACCGGAGCGUUUUCACCGGCUCGAUACAACAGUUCCCGGGCCAAGUGCAUCAAGUGUUGCUAUUGCAACCUGUUCUUCUCGCCGAACAAGUUCAUCUUUCACUCGCAUCGACUAACCCCGCACGACAAGUACGUCCAACCGGAUGCUGCAAACUUUAAUUCAUGGCGCCGACAUCUGAAGCUCCAGGGAUCACCACCGGACAAGAUCGUGUACGCCUGGGAGGAUGUCAAAGCCAUGUUUAACGGAGGAACCCGCAAGCGGUACAUUCUGUCAACGGCUCGCAAGUUCAACGCUGCAGCUGCAGCCAGUGGAGGUUCCGUAUCUACCGUUGACAAGUCGUCCAACUCGGUUAUCGACGUGGGCCGUGAACCGGUUACUUCGUCUACCGUCUGCGACCUGUCGAGCACUUCAUCCGUGGUCACCAAGAAGGAAGCGACCGAACCGAUGGACGCCAGCUACAACAGCGACAGCUGCAGCAGCAGCACCAGCCCCUUUGCCCACAUUCCGCACCUGCUCUCGCAGCCAACGCCCGUCACCGGAACCUCCAUCGGACUACCACCGACCGCAGCGCCACCAUCCCCGGCCGCGGUCGUCGCCGCAAACUCUGCCGCCGCUGCGGCCAACUUUGGCUUCAAGCUGUCCUGUCUGCAGCCGUUCUCGUUCAACGGAAUCGGACACUUCCCGGGCAUGGUGUCCAGCUCUGGCUACCUGGUUCCGCUGCUGCGUCCGACCAACCCGAAGAGCAUCUCCGCGGCAGCCAUGUCCGCGUUUAAGCCGGUGGUGAAGGUCAAGAAGAGGUACGCCGUGGGACACUUGCUGGUAGCGUCACGCGGAUCACGAACGUCACGUCAACUCGUUGCAUACUUGGUCUUGGUCACUUGAAGGUUCACGAUUACUUGGAAAAUACACAAUAUCUGAACACUGCUUCGCUCGUUGCAGCGCAUCUGGUGGUCAAAUUGCCAAAUUAAAAGUUGCUUAUUCUGACCACCAGGAGCGCUGACACCAGUUGGAAGAUGUUUUCGGACUUCGUCUUGACUA
Culex pipiens pallens (northern house mosquito) is the source of this 3079-nucleotide messenger RNA. Its product is annotated as SKI family transcriptional corepressor 2-like. Gene Ontology annotation, cellular component: transcription regulator complex; nucleus. The record is from RefSeq and is a predicted model, not a curated record. Gene Ontology annotation, biological process: negative regulation of BMP signaling pathway; negative regulation of transcription by RNA polymerase II. Gene Ontology annotation, molecular function: DNA-binding transcription factor activity, RNA polymerase II-specific; SMAD binding; RNA polymerase II cis-regulatory region sequence-specific DNA binding. The coding region runs from base 1667 to 2923 and encodes 418 amino acids. The transcript is spliced from 3 exons. NCBI's taxonomy places the organism in Eukaryota, Metazoa, Arthropoda, Insecta, Diptera, Culicidae.